Teleopsis dalmanni is the source of this 759-nucleotide messenger RNA. Its product is annotated as putative nuclease HARBI1. NCBI's taxonomy places the organism in Eukaryota, Metazoa, Arthropoda, Insecta, Diptera, Diopsidae. Bases 278 to 718 code for a protein of 146 amino acids. The transcript is spliced from 2 exons. The record is from RefSeq and is a predicted model, not a curated record.
AUGGAAUAGCCAAAAAAAAUUCCCGCCAUUUAAAAAUAUAUAAAAAACGUAGAGAUCCGUUUAUGCUGCGUGAUGAUGAAUUUCAAAUGAGGUACCGAUUUUCAAAAAAGGGCGUAGAAAAAAUAAUUGACUUGGUGAAACAGGACUUAACGUUUGAUAAUAGAGGCGCUGGAACUUCCGCAAGAUUACAAGUUAAGUAGCUUUGCGAUGUUGGAGUCGUAGAGAAGUAACUAAUCUUUUUCAAAUACUAUUACAUACUAAAAGCUUUUAAUAUAAAAUGUACAAGACGAUGCAGGUGAUUUACACGGCCUUAGCCAGGCUGCCACUGACUGCAUUUGCGUUAGUAGCUAGUGCUCUUGCAAAACAUGCCGCAACUGUGAUUAAAAUGCCAGAAUCAUUGAUAGAAGAGGAAGCAAAUAUGAAAAGCUUCAAACGCAUAAAAAAUUUUCCAAAUGUGAUUGGUGCAAUUGAUUGCACGCACAUAAAAAUUAAAAAAGUGGGUGGAGAUAUUACCCAAUAUUAUAUAAAUGGGAAAGGGUAUUAUUCAUUAAACGUACAAGUGGUAUGUGAUGCAAAUUUAAAAAUUUGCAAUGUAGUCGCAAGAUGGAGAGGUAAUACGCACGACUGCCGGAUUUUCGAUGAGUCAAUUUUUAAACAACAGUUAGAGGCAGGUAAAUUCAAAGGGCGCUUAGUUGGCGAUUCAGGAUACAAACUUUAACCAUACCUAUUCACUCCAAUACUGAAACCACAAAACGCAAA